Peronospora matthiolae is the source of this 1086-nucleotide messenger RNA. The record is from the annotation of a GenBank genome assembly. Lineage: Eukaryota; Oomycota; Peronosporomycetes; Peronosporales; Peronosporaceae.
AUGGAUCAUAUACCGUCGUUGCCCAAGUCCAUCAAGGGGAACACCGAACUGCUCAUUUGGGUCGACCUUUUCUCGGGAUAUGUGAUUGCAAAGGCUAGCUCCUCUCGGACGGCACAAACAAUAGCGGAGAAUUACGAAGAAUGUGUGUUUCGACGCUUCGGAGCUAGCGAGGCUAUCAGGCACGAUCGAGAACCGGGAUUUAUGUCCGACUUCUUUCGAGCCUUCAGUCGGAUCGUAGGACAAAAACAGCGUGCUACUAUGGCUUACAGGCCACAAGCAAAUGGAACAGCCGAACGAAUGGUGCAAACCCUGACACAUUCGCUCAAGAUGUACGUGGCUGAAGUUGACCAGCGAGACUGGGAUGAGUAUGCUGAGCGGCUCACAUUUGCCAUUAACACUGCACAAGAUCGGAUCCGGGGGGAUACCCCAUUUUAUCUGAUUCAUGGGUGGGACCCGCGAUCGACUUUGGAGGCUACGCUACCAGUGGGGAAUACGGGGACACGAGAUCGCGAUCCAAAGAGGUGGAGAUACAAAAUCCAAAGACAAUACCUGCGAGCCCGAUCUGCAGUGAACGAUCGUUUACAAGCCGCGAUACAGGAGCGAGCGGAUCGACACAACGAAGAUCUGGAACCACACGAGAUCGAAGUAGGAGCGCAAGUUUGGCUAUACCUGGACCGAGUUAAAGAGGGAUAUGCGAAGAAGCUAGCGCACAUGUGGCAUGGGCCAUUCCGAGUUGCGGACGUAAAGACGUUCCCUGAACGCCCGAAGGAUCAGCUUACGAUAGAGGAAUCAGAUCGCUUGGAUUUCGAUGAAGCUCUGCUGCCGGAAGACAGUUGGGAUGGCGAUCUUGAAAAAGGGGAAUACGAAGUAGAGGCAAUAUUGGACGUGCGAUCUGGUAGAAAAACCCGUUAUGGGCGAGUACACCGGCAGUUUCUGGUGAAGUGGAAGGGAUAUCCCGAUCUAAGUUGGGUGGACGAGGCCGAUCUACGUUGUGGGGCGAUCUUGCAAGAGUUUGAGCGGAACCGAGUGAGUCGAAACCGUUUCGACGUAAUGCAGUCUCAUGAAGGCAAGUCGGACGAACCUUAA